Molecule: messenger RNA, 1578 nt
Organism: Mesorhabditis spiculigera
Lineage: Eukaryota; Metazoa; Nematoda; Chromadorea; Rhabditida; Rhabditidae
Source: the annotation of a GenBank genome assembly
AUGGAAGAACCCAUCGCCAGACUGCGCCUCGGCGAAUUUGAGCUCGGGCAAACGAUCGGCACUGGCACUUUCGGAAAAGUGAAAGUGGCCGUUAGCACCAAGACUGGCAUGACAGUGGCUGUGAAGAUCAUCAGCCAUUCGAUCAUCAAGCGCCUCGACAUGGCCAAGAAGAUUCGGCGUGAGAUCGAGAACAUGUCGCGCUUUUCACACCCGCACAUCAUCCAACUGUACGGCGUCGUCUCCACACCGAGCGACAUCUUCAUGGUGAUGGAGUACGCGUCUGGUGGCGAGCUUUUCGAUUACAUCACGAAGCACGGACAGUUAGCUCCAGAGGAGGCCAGACGCUUCUUUCAACAAAUCAUCGCUGGCGUCAACUAUUGCCACAAGCAUCUAGUCGUGCACCGGGAUCUCAAGCCUGAAAACUUGCUUCUGGAUCAGUAUAACAACGUGAAGAUUGCUGAUUUCGGCCUUUCGAAUAUGAUGCAUGAUGGCGAUUUUUUGAGGACGAGUUGCGGCUCGCCAAAUUAUGCCGCGCCGGAAGUACUAUGUGGAAAUUUCUACUGCGGCCCAGAAGUGGAUAUCUGGUCGUGCGGAGUGAUCCUGUACGCGCUGUUGGCGGGCACUUUACCCUUUGAUGACGAUUCGAUUCAUGCGCUAUUCAAGAAGAUCAAAGCCGGAAUCUACUUCAUCCCGACGCAUUUCGACGAUGAAGUGAGCAACCUGCUGCAGAUGAUGCUUCAAGUGGAUCCGAUGAAGCGCGCAACAAUGCAGGACAUUAUUGGCCACGAAUGGUUCACCACAGACCUCGCGAGCUGUCUGUUCCCGAAUUCUAACGAGACGUCCAACAUUGUCGAUGUCAGCGUCAUCGAGGAACUUUCGAAGUUGUACCACAUGCCCGAGGCCGAGAUCACUACAGCUCUCUUAGCAAACGAGGCCAAUGAUAUUUCGCAAGCUUACGACGAACUGAUCAAGGUCAAACGGGCAGUCUCUGAUCAGCAAAGCCCGAGCACCAGAAACAACUCGCUUCAUCUUGACCUUGGCUUGGCCGGUCUUUCCCUGUUCGGCGUCGGCUCCCCAGGGAGCAACAGCUCCUCGUACUCUACGCCCAGACCAAGAUUGGACGCGAGCCCGCUAAGCGAGCCGCUCGCCUCACCUGCCCGAAGCACGCGCAAGGCGGCCAAAUGGCAUCUGGGCAUCCGGAGUCACGCCAAGCCACAUGAAAUCAUGGGCGAGCUCUUCCAAGCGCUGAAGCGCCUCGACUACGAGUGGAUUAUCGUCGACCCGUACCACGUGGUAGUGCGCAAGAAGAUGCGCCCCGGCAUGAGCAAGGCGCCGAAUAUCGGACUGCAACUUUACGAGUUCCGCUCAAGCUACUAUCUGCUCGACUUCAAAAGCUUGGUUGAAGAAUCGAACUCCCCAACUUCAACGGAGCAGUCGUCCCCCUCCGACUCGAUGGUCGACUUUGAGGGCUUGGAUGUGAAGGAGUUGCAGGAUGACAUCUCGGCCUACAUCACCCCCCGCGGAUCCACGCUGCCCUUCUUCGAGAUGUGCACUGAGCUGCUGUCACAAUUGAUCAAG